AGUACGAUUCGGUUUUGAUCCGGUGAAGUAGUAUUCGCGACGCUUCAGUGACGGAAUCGUUCGCCUCGUCACUCCGACGUAUCCGUCGCUCUGUUCAGUUCCACGUUGGUGAUUCGGUGCUUUGAAAACGUGACUCUGGGCUUGGAAAUCUCUCUAUAAAUGUCGCCGAGGAAGGAAUUAAGGAGGACCGGAAGUCGAGCAAGAAGUACUUGGCUCCGUUGACCGGAAGUCGAACUGCUGUGAAAGCUCCCCGCGGUUAACCGAAUCGAAAUUUGGCGUCAAGAUCUUCCACCGAUCAUCCGAUCUAUGGUUAUCAAAAUUGUCGAUCAAUUCUCAACGGGCGGAAUAUUUGAAAAAUCACUAGCAGAAUGAAAAUGGACAGAGACCCAUCGGACGACUCGAAGGCGGAAAGUGAAUCCUCGGACUUCGAGGAGCUCGGAGACGUCGCCUCGUCGAAGAGGAUAUUCUCGUCGUCGGAUGGCGAACGAACGGAGAUCGACGACAGCGACAACGACAGCGGGUUCGUGGGAGUUUCCCAGGGAUCCUUGGACCGCCUCGACACCGUAACACCGGAAGUGCCCUGCGGCGAGACGAGCGGAAGUAGCCCCUACGACAGGGAUGCGAUCCUGUACGAUUUGGCGAGUUCCGAUUCUUCGUGGCAGGCCAGAUUUAUCGCGGGUGUUGAGCGGAUGAAAAAUGGCGGUGUGAAAUCGGCCGAUUCUCUUGUCAAUUUCGAGCAGGAUGUUGCAAAUUUGACCGAGGAAUGCCGGGAAUCGAUGAUGGAGAAGCUGCGAGAGGCGUCGAAAGCCAUUCCGGAUUCGAUGCUGCACUUGUGUACCGGCAGAAAUCGGCCCGGCGAUUGCGGCCGACCAUCCGAUGUCAAACCCGAAUGGCUGGACAUGGAGAAACUGAGAAGAGGACAGAAAUUCGCACAGGAACACAUGUUUCCCAUAUACUUCUCCGAGAUGCUCUCCCUCUUCGCUCUCUUCAGCUUCGAGGAUGGACUCAAACCGCUCAUUAUGACUGGGAGGUCCAGCACCCCGUUCACAGCAUUCAAAAGAUACUUGUCGACUGGACUGCGGAUUCGGCAUUGGUACACGGAGGACCUUUGGGCCAAAGGAUCACCCGCGAGGAAGGACAUCUUGACCGUGAGGAUGAUGCACGGUGCCGCAAAACGGAGACUCGACGCUUCGACAAAUGCAGAAAUAGACGCGGCGGCAAAAAUUCCAAACGCAUGCUGCCCGUCAAGGGAAAUGCUGCUGAAGGACUUUGCCGAGACUUGUGAGGUCCCCGUGAUCGGCCAGUGUCCUUACUUGCUCGAGCGGAACAACCCUGAUCGACAAAAGGGUAUAAAUCAGACCGAAAUGGCUCUGACGCAGUGGGGCUUUGUCGGCUUGAUAAUUUCCUACCCUAAGUGCCUGGGUGUUCAUUACGCGACCGACGAGGACCUCGAGGCCUUCUGCCACUUGUGGAGGAGUAUCGGGUACCAGCUGGGAAUGGAGGACGAGUACAACUUCUGUCGUGGAACCUUGGAAGAGAUUCGACAACGGAGUAGCGAUUUUCUCGAGACUUGGGUCAAGCCUAAUUUACGAAUCAUCACUCCCGAGUGGGAACACAUGAUGAGGUGCAUAUUCACCGGGGUUAGCGUGUAUCUACCCGGCGCCACUUACGAAACUUCUCUUCUUUACCUCACCGAAAUUCUCAAUCUCCAGAUGCCACGGCUGUACGCUUCGCUGUCGUAUAAAGAUUGGAUCAAUCACAAUCUCAGCAAGUCCCUCUUCUACUGCACGAUCAAACUGCCGGGAAUGAAGAGUUUGUUCAAUGCUCUGUUGAACCGAACUCUAGAUCGAGCGGAAAAAUACACAAGUGAGGAAAUCGACGCGAUAAGAAUCAAACUCUCCAAUAUUCCUGGGUUUCCAGAUGCAGAGAUGGUGGAGAAUCAGGUCGCUACUGAUUCUUGACAUGUGACAGAUCAAACUGAAACCGCGAUGCCUGAAGAUACUAUAGGAAAUAGUAAAAUCGUUGAUUUCGUUUUGAGCUCGGAACACGAGUCAUAUAUUCUGUAGAGCACGGAUGGACCUUAUCACGAAAGAAUUAUUCCGUACGCUGGGCGUUACUCCGAUAAAUUAUAAUACGUAUAAUUGUAACAAAGUAUGAUAUACUAAAUACGCAUAUAUUUAAUAAGGUUAAGACAAAAUGUAUUAUAUAUAGUAUAGCGUGAUAACGGAAACGACAAAUCAUAAACUUGAAUCAAACUAAGCAAUGUAAAACUGUGAUAUAAUUAGCAAGGAUUGUAAAGCAACACAAAGCAAUGAAUUAGUACAAUACAAUAUAUAAAGUUGCAGAAUAACGUUAACGCGGGGAUUUGAAUCACAGGAACAAAUCAUUAUUCGUAAUUAAGAAACGUUUGAUAAACAGAAA
Diprion similis is the source of this 2421-nucleotide messenger RNA. RefSeq lists its product as uncharacterized. The record is from RefSeq and is a predicted model, not a curated record. The coding region runs from base 369 to 1961 and encodes 530 amino acids. The transcript has 5 exons. Lineage: Eukaryota; Metazoa; Arthropoda; Insecta; Hymenoptera; Diprionidae.